AUGACACAGGUGCUGUCAUGUCUAACUAACUCUUCAUUCACUUUGCAGGCUCCGGAAACAAUCUUUUCACAAAUCUUCUCCUCUGAACACAACUCCGCCAGCCAAUCGGUCCAUGAUGAGUUCCAGCAGCACUUUACUUGGCUGGAUCUCAGUUUAGAUCAUGCAUUUGCCGUUCAACUCGCACCUUUACUAUUCGCUUCCAGUUGGGCCUGCCGAUAUGGUAAUGAGACGAGGUUGCAACCACAGUCCAGGCUGGAAGUAGCCUGGCGAGUUGCAAUUUUAUGCAAGAGGUCAGGCAUUAUCUUCCAGCAUCCAGAAUGA
Protopolystoma xenopodis is the source of this 321-nucleotide messenger RNA. Lineage: Eukaryota; Metazoa; Platyhelminthes; Monogenea; Polystomatidea; Polystomatidae. The record is from the annotation of a GenBank genome assembly.